Malassezia globosa CBS 7966 is the source of this 3006-nucleotide messenger RNA. RefSeq lists its product as uncharacterized. Gene Ontology annotation, molecular function: guanyl-nucleotide exchange factor activity. Lineage: Eukaryota; Fungi; Basidiomycota; Malasseziomycetes; Malasseziales; Malasseziaceae. Gene Ontology annotation, cellular component: cytoplasm. The transcript has a single exon. The record is from RefSeq and is a predicted model, not a curated record. Bases 1 to 3006 code for a protein of 1001 amino acids. Gene Ontology annotation, biological process: regulation of GTPase activity.
AUGGUACUGCAAGUCGAGACUACUUCUACCAAUAGCCAAGGCCAAAUUAUGCCGUCAUCGUACGGUGGGUCUAGCGAUGUCUCCAUGCCUUCCUCGCAGCCGCCGUCACAAGUGUCUUCGCGUGCGCCGUCGCCACCACUUUCGCUGCAGUCAGGAGUCGUGAAGCCAGCCGCACCGAUUCGCACAGUUCCAUCCACUUCGUCGAUGUCCAGAUCUGAUGGUGCCCCUGAGAUGGUCAUGAUGAUUUCUUCCGCACCGACGCCAAGUCCGAUGGUGCUCCAUCCUCCACGUACGUCUUUGCUGCUUCCUUCGUCGAAAUCCUCUGUGAGUAACAGUCAUGAUCUUGAGUCCAUCCACUCUCCAUGGCUGAUUGAUGGCAGCGCAUUACAGCGGGUAUCAUCCCCCGAAUUGGAUACGGAUAUCAGUCGCACAUCCUCAACAUCGACCAAGAACUCUGUUGCGAUGGCUGGGUCUCCGAAGAGCUCUUCAGAAUCUGUUCACACGGCGCACUCGGGAUCCCAGUCAAGUACGGCUGAAUCCGCCAAGUCCGCGGAGAUUAUCAAGGCCGACACCGAAUCGGACCAUGCUAAUGACGAGGGUGAAGUUACCGCAGAAGUCGACUCAACAGAUACCCGUCAUCGGCUGAAGCGUUUGCAUUCCCUUUUGGAGCUCGCCGAGACUGAAGCGAAUUACGUCAAGGAUUUGGACGUGCUAAUCAACGUGUUCUUCAAGCUCUUGCCAGGUGUGCCGUAUUUUGCCGACUCUUCCUCUCGCCUCAACACAGUUGUACGGAAUGGACCAGCUCUGCUUAAGCUGCAUCGUAACAUGAGCUCACGGCUCACGGACAUUGUGUCUUGCAAGCGCCUUGCGUCAUCUGAUUCGGAACGCACAGAAAUGGAACGUGCUCACAGUCCCGACUGUGAUGAGGCUGUGUCGCUGUAUGCCAAAUUGUUCAUUGAAUUGGCACCGGAGUUUAGCCGCGUGUACUGUGAAUUUUGCAGUCGGCAAAAAGAAGCGCUCUCUUUGAUCGACACUGUCGAGCAGCGCCCAGAGUGGGAUUUGUACCAGUAUCGUGCGUCUGAUACUGUGCGUUCACUUGGCUCGUGUGAGGACAUCCAGGACUCUGCGAGCCAAGCUGCGAUGCGCGCUAAAUCGCGGCAGCGACUGCUAUUCCGUGACUUUUUCAUCAAGCCGAUCCAACGCGUGUGCCUAUACCCCAUUAUUCUUCAGACAAUCCGCGCAUACUCGACUCCCGCGCACCAGGCUCUCCUUGAUGAUGCAUUGAGACACAUGCGCCAAGUAACAGCAGAUGUAAAUGAGGCGAGCGCGAAACGACAGGCGCGGUUGCUGUCAGAAAUGAUCAUCUCCCGCAUGGAGCCGAGUCUUUCUUUGUCAUCAUCGUUUCUGCCAUCGCUAGGCGACUGCAAGAUGACCGGCAAUCUUGAUGUACUAUAUCACCACCCUGAGUUGGCUCCUCUCACAACCCCUCUUGCGACCAAGUACUAUGGCUGCGUGCUUUACGCCGAUUUUGUCCUCAUGUUCAAAGCACGCAAAACAUACACGUAUCAGCCCCGCUACUGGUUCCCACUGGCCGAUGUCAAGCUUACGCCAAGCACUGAUCCAACCGUGAAGCUUCCGCUUUCGUUCCGUCUGACCAUUCAUGGCCAUCACUUUGAGAUGAUUGCGACUACUGAGAAAGAGCGUGACUUGUGGCUCGAUGCAUUCGCGAAGGCCAUCUCCGAAGGCCCCGCCCCUCAACGGCGUCUGCAUGGUAUGGAUGUACCAUUUCCUUGCAAUCUUGAGCCGGUCCCCCCGAGUGCGUCGUCCUCGACUUCAACGUCUGUCUCGUCAUCAUCAUCGUCGGUCACUCCGUCUGCCGUUGAUCCUCUCGCUCGGUACUUAGGAACGUGUACUCUGAACGAUGGCAGUGAUGGAAGAUCGUGCGCAUCGCAGCCGUCGACCGAAGUCCUUAUGCGCCUCAAGUCCCCACCGCGCCGCGCUGCGAAAGACAAGGUCAUGGUAUUUUCUGACGCGUGUAUCUCAGCACGUUCUUCUAUCGACAUCGACUCUACACGUUCACGUGGCAUGCUUGUUGGCUCGCGUGUGGGAUUGCACCGGUUAAGUGGAAAUGAAACGCUUUCUUUGCGGCUUUCAACGAACGACUUGCCGCCAUCAACCAGCGCUCUGACGUCAUCCCAAGACAGUACUAGCGUUCUGACGACCGAGUCGCCUCUCGAUUCAUCGAGGCCACAGUCGCUGUCCUCACCACAGAGCAGCAAAGGGCUCGAUUCGGCUGAUCAUAAGGCUUCCAGACCAUCACGAUCUGAGACUGAUCCCGUUCGUUCGCGCUCACCGGAGGCUCCGACGCGACAAGUCAUGCCUCGAUCCCAGUCAAUGUUGGGACGCACGCUGCAGGAACUUCUUGCACCUACAUCGCUAUCUGUCCCUGCGAAAGCAGAAGACUUGACGAAGGCGCUUAUGGACGCCUUCACGCCCUCGUCAGCAUCGUCGUCAGCAUCCGCUCCUGUGUCAUUGUCGUCGGGCUCCAAGUUGAAGCGAAGCUCGUCACUCGAUUUGUCUGGAUCGCCAACGCCUCUGGGCUCAGCUGCGUCCAUGGGACCGGCUUCAGCAGUGGCUCCUAGCGCUCCCUCGUUAUCCUCAUCGACCUCAUCGACGUCGUCCAUGCCAGCGACGUCCUUCAUUCCGCUGUCGUCCUCCGCCUCGUCGGCUGGAUCUGGAUCAUCAUCCUUGUCUACAAUAUCUGGGUCGGCCUCGUCUGAAAUGAGCAUGAGACAUCAUCGCUCUCGCUGUUCAUCCAUGGACAGAACGUCUUCUAAAACGACUCAUCGUCGUUCAUCUUCCUCUUUGUCUUCUCUCCCAUUUCGUUCUAACAGCAACGACAGCACUCCGACGACGACGUCGCCCAAUGCGUCUCGCUCCCUGAGCCCACGUCGGCGCCUGGCACAGCGCUUCCUCCAGCGAAAUCGCUUCUCAUCCAUCAACUAA